CCGGGUGACCCUGAGCGCCGAGGGUGGGGACCUGGAAGCCGUCACGGAAGCGGCCGCAGAGGCUUCUGGGGAGUCUUUCAAGCGAAGAGGCAGAGGGAACAGAGAUUUCAUUCGGGAACCACUACCUGUUUAUGGCCUCCUGGCAGAAUUUCAAGGCGAACACUGGGCUGACUCCAUGAUGUUGCCUGAUUCUUCUGCCUGGAGAGAGCAGGACUGGGAGGAGAUGUUGCCUUUGGAGAACAGGGAAGUUACGGAAACUGUGAAGACACCGACUCAGAAUCACAAGGCAAAAGGUUUGCCUUCUCACAAGACUGACUGGCUUCAAGAAAAGAAGGGAAAAGUCCAAAAUACUGCAGAACCAAAGCCAGAGAUCUACCCCUGUUCUUCCUGCCUUCUGGCCUUUUUCUGUCAGCAGUUCCUCAGCUAACACACGCUGCAGAUCUUCCCGGGUGUGUGUGUAGAAAAUCACUUCCACCUGGGGGAUUCUGGCCUGGGGCAUCGGGGGCAGCAGUAUUCUGCUCACAGCUGCUGGAGGGAAAACACAGAAGGCCAAGAGAGGAAAGGUGACUCCAGACCCUGGUGCUUGAGGACAGAGGAGAGACGGCCCUUCCGUGCAUUGCCCAGCCCACCCUGAGAACAGUCAGCAAGUCCUGGAGAAGGCAGCGCAGUGGUAGAAAUAGACGCCAGCGCAGCCCAAAGGGUAAACCCUGUGCAAGCAGACAAAGAAAUAAAGGAAUUAGAAACCUCAAGCUCUGGAGCAGUCAACUGUCAAGAAUGUGAACUAGACUGUAGCCCCAAAUCAAACUGCAUUACAAACCAGACCAUCCUCUUAGGGGAGAAGCCCUAUGUCUGCAGGGAGUGUGGGCGAGGCUUUAAAGAUAAGUCGAACCUCAUCCGACACCAUUGGACACACUCAAUGGAGAAGCCUUAUGUGUAUAGUGAGUGUGGCCGAGGUUUCAGCCAGGUGUCAACCCUUAUUAAUCACCGGAGGACACAUUCAGUGAAGAAGCCUUACAUGUGCAAGGAGUGUGGGCGGGGCUUUAGCCAGAAAUCACUCCUCCUUGUAUACCAGAGGACACACUCAGGGGAGAAGUAUUAUGUUUGCAGGGAGUGUGGGCGAGGCUUUAGCAACAAGUCAAGUCUCAUAAGACACCAGAGGACACACUGAGAGGAGAAGUCUUGUGUAUGCAGGGGUCCUGGGCAGGACUUUAGCAAUUAGUCGAAUCUCUUCUUACACCAGAGAGACAUGUGGGGAGUAGUCUGUAUGUGUGUGUGGGCUGUGAAUGAAGCUUCAGAGGUGUGUUGACCCUCAUCGGGCAGUGAGGCACAUUCAGGGCAGGAGCCUUAUGCGUGCAGAGUGUGGGUAGCUGUCAACCCUCAGUGCACAAAGAGGAUGCGCUUAGGUGGGAAGUGUGUGUGCGGGGACUGUGGGGAAGCUUUAGCCAUAAGUCAGCAUUUAUGGAACAUCCAGUGGCCGACUCAGGAGAAGCGUCGUGUGUUCAGGGAGUGCUGACAGGCUUUGGGAAAAGAACCGACAGGAGGGCUCCAGAUGGCUCACUCAGGGAGGAGCUGUGUGUUUGCAGGGAGUGUGGGCAAGGCUCUUGUGAUCAGUCAGCUUUCUUCACACACUGUAGGGAGAAUCCUUA
This is a messenger RNA of Mesoplodon densirostris (Blainville's beaked whale), 1646 nucleotides long. It is a transcript of the gene ZNF343, whose product is annotated as zinc finger protein 343. NCBI's taxonomy places the organism in Eukaryota, Metazoa, Chordata, Mammalia, Artiodactyla, Ziphiidae. The transcript is spliced from 4 exons. The record is from RefSeq and is a predicted model, not a curated record. Gene Ontology annotation, molecular function: DNA-binding transcription repressor activity, RNA polymerase II-specific. Gene Ontology annotation, biological process: negative regulation of transcription by RNA polymerase II.